AUGUUUCCGAUAACGUGGACGCACGUGAUUUUGGCGGCGAUCGUCGCCUCGAUAUGUUUGUCGGGCGUGUUGGCCCGGUACGCGUACAAAGCGAUCGCGUACACCAAACGGAUGGCGAACGAGAACGCGGUCCGGCCGGACAGCGUCAAGAAGUACAUGGAGCCGCCCGACGGCACGUCGCUGCCGGCGGACGUCCAUUUACAGCUGAUCAUCAACUGGCUGAACGAGUUCAAGACGAAGUGCACGGACCGCCAGCGGAAGCGGCUCAGCGCCGCGUUCGCGAAACUGGCCGCGCUGGACAACUUGCGGUACAGGACCGAACUGGAAAUGCGGUCGCACGCCAUGAACCUGGCCGUCGUUAAACGGUACCUGUUCGACCGGUGCAUCGGAAUGGUGUCCGUGGGACACCAGAUCGCGGACGACGAGUACAGGCCCCAAAACCACGUCAGGUAUUUGCGCCGCUGUAAUUCUAUUAUACCCGCGGGCAUGUUAUUAGCAUACACACCAUACACAUCGCUAGACGCCCAUUGGAAGCUGAUCAUUUACAGCAGCUGCUCUCAUUGGCUGUAUUCCGUUUGUGAUCACGUUGUAAAAUAA
Molecule: messenger RNA, 597 nt
Organism: Cinara cedri
Lineage: Eukaryota; Metazoa; Arthropoda; Insecta; Hemiptera; Aphididae
Source: the annotation of a GenBank genome assembly